Molecule: messenger RNA, 2535 nt
Organism: Acanthamoeba castellanii str. Neff
Lineage: Eukaryota; Discosea; Longamoebia; Acanthamoebidae
Exons: 2
Coding region: 1-2535 (844 amino acids)
Source: RefSeq, a predicted model, not a curated record
AUGGACGGCGUCACUCAGGUGGACGACGCCGCCAAGGUCAAGUCGAACAUGGACUACCUCGUGCUCAACAAGAUGGAGCCGGUCGUGGCCGAAAAGGCCAAAGUUGAUGAAGACGACAACGACGAGCUGGUCCGCGCGCUGGAGGAAGCGCGGGCGGUCGAGCUGCAGGCUCGCGAGGUCGAACGCGAGGUGGCUGCACGGCGGAUGGCCCUCCUGCACGCCGUCGGUCGUGUGGCGGAGUUGAGGCAGCGCCUGCGCCUCGCCCAACGCGCCGUCGCGCACCGCGAGGCCCUCCUCGUCGCCAUCUACGACCAUGUCCUCGCCGCUGCCGAGAGGAAGGGGGAGCACGAAGCGAAGAAGAACGAAAGCGAUACGGCAGGCUGCGAAGACGAUGCGGAUGGCGACGGCGAGGGGAAGGCCGACGACGAACCGAGCGAGAACGAGAAGACCACUGGCAGACCAGCGGAGGAGCACCCGGCAGCGACCACGCUCCAUGACGAGCCCACCCAAGGAGCCGCCGAGGAGCCAGAGGCCGAGGGCCAGAAGGCAAGCGCCAGGGUCUGUCUCGCGGAGCAGGAGGCCGCUUCAUUGACGAGCGCCGAGGCCGAGCCGGCGGCCGAGACUGUCCAGCCCAGACAAGACGAUGGUGUCAGCGACCCGACGGCCGCGAUGACGAUGCAGGCCCACGAGAAAGAGCCCCAGCCGCCCAGCGCGGAGGCGAUCGACCAGACGACGACGACAACGGCAAAAAAGGACGACGAGACCGAGCCCGGCGAAGCACUGGCGCCGCCGCCGGAGCUGCUGGCGCGACACAUCGAAGAGGAGGACGGCGCUGAUGGAGAAGCUUCGACACAAGAGCCGAGCGAGCGGACCGGGCAAGACGAGUCCGAGCCCGAGGCUGAGCCCAAGGCCGAGGAGCUGACGUCUGAGACAGCGGAGACGGAAGAAGGCGAGGGGGCCGGGGAAGAGGCGAGGAGUGGGCGAGGAAGAGAGAACAAUGACGAGGCGAGCACAACGGUCGUGAUGGGGGAAGAGGACGAUGAAGAGGAAGAGGGUGAGGAUGAGGAGGAUGAAGAAGGAGUGUUGUCGCCACCGAGCGAUGACGAAGACGACGAGGUCGAGGAAGGCGUCGGCAGACGGCAGGAGAGCCUCGACGCCGAGGAGGAGAAGGAGGAGAAGGAGGAGCGGUCGAAGCUUCUGCUGGGCCUCAGAGGGGACCAGCCGCAGCACGAAGAAGAAGAGGAGGAAGAAGAGGCGGAGAAGAGCGAAAACGGAGAGGCGGCGGUCGAUGGUGCGGGACAAAAGAACGAAAACGACGAGGCCGACGGAUCUGAAGCCGCGAGAGAGGCGAACCAAGCGCGAAAGAACGAAGCGGUAACGACAUACGAAGAGACGGAGAAGUCUGUGGUGAUGCAGUGUACAACGAUGGAGACGCAGGCCAAGGAGAGCAACGACGAUCGGUGGCACCUAUCCCGCCUCGACGCCGACGACGAGAGCGAGAAAGACGCGGAGCACGCCAAUAAGGAAGACGAGUUCACGAUCGACGCGCAGGAGCUACUGGCCUUCAUCGUCACCAAGUACUCCGAACUGGACCAGCCCAAGGCGAGCCGCGGGGAGAAGAACGAAAGCGAAGAAGACGACGAGAGCGAAGAAGACGAGGAACUCGUAUCACCGAUGCCCCUGAUGUCGUCGCGAUCGCUGGUCGCGCCCGACGGGCCUCCGCGGUCGUUGGUCGACGUCGUGUGGAGCGAGCGUUCCCAUGCAUCCAAAGCACCCACGGAGCGGAAGGCCGUCAGCGAGCGAAAGCCCCCGAGCGCUCCCGAGCUCCUGGCCAAGCGGCCGAAAGCGAAGACGGCGAUCAAAGCGAAGACGACGGAAAAAACGAAAGAGACGACGACAAGAACGAAUGACGAAGAGGAGGCGGCGAUUCGAGCGUUGAAGGCGCAGUGGCUCGAGGAGCGCGAGCUGGAGGAGGCGGCGCGGGCCGAGGAGAGUAAGAGGGCGCGCGAGCUGGCGGAUUUGUACCACCUCACCCCGCGCCGCCUGUCGGCCACGCUGGCCACCCGCUCGGCCUCGUCUGUCGACACGACCACAAGAACGAAGAAGGUGAAGAAGAGCGAGAAGAAAGCGAAGAAGACGAUGGAGACGACGGCCGAGUUGCAAUCAUCGACGACGAGAGCGAGGGCGGUCGAUGAGUUGGCAGCAUUCGAGGAAUGCAGGCGAGACAAGGAGCGCGAGCGGGAGGAACGACGACGAGCGCGCAAGGAGAAGAAGGAAGGGGAGGAGGGCAAGUCAACACAAAGAAAGAAGACGAAGACGAAGGCGGCGGCGUACUCGCAGAGCAUGAGCCGGGUGCCGGCAGACAAGCGAAGUCGAACAAGGCCCAGGAGAGCCCCACAAGGCCCUCGCUGGCCACGCCCAGCACCUACGCCGGUGUCCCGGCCGCCGCGACCACGGCUCCGACGACGGGCGAGCCGGCGAGCACGCAACUCCAGCAGCUGGCGGCGGUCUCGCGUUCUACGCCGCAGCUCGUGA